AUGGUACAAGCUACAGUGUUUGGAUUGCUCGGGCUGGCAGUGUCUGCCUUGGGCACCUAUGCGCCUUACUACGCAAACUUGACCUGGGAACCCGCGCGGACUCUCUCCAACUGGUCCAACCUCACCGUGGAGACGCGGACAGGAACGUUCAUUGGCAUGCUCAAUGACACCUAUCCGGACGUCCGUCAGUUCCUCAGAGUUCCAUAUGCCAAGCCUCCUGUUGGCGAUCUUAGAUGGCUUCCUCCUCAGAGGCUGGACAAUUCAAGCAGGAAAUACGACUCUACCUUCUAUGGGCCAGCCUGCCCGCAGUACGUGCCUUCGACGAGUUCCUUCUGGAAUGAAUAUGAACCGGAAAACCUGCUGCUCAGCAUCGGGGAAACUCUCAACCAGGGGUCAACCGCGUGGUCGACGUCGGAGGAUUGUCUGUCGCUGGCAGUAUGGACCCCUUCUUACGCCAACGCAACAUCGAAGCUACCAGUCGCUUUGUUUGUCACCGGUGGUGGUGGCAUUACUGGGGGUAUUGAAAUACCUUCCCAACUGCCAUCGGCUUGGGUGUCGCGGUCCCAGGAGCAUAUUGUUGUUACUAUCAACUACCGUGUCAACAUUUUCGGAAAUCCCAAGUCCCGGGCUUUGAAUGAUACCUCUCUCACCCUGAUGGAUGUAAGAGCUGCAGUGGAAUGGGUUCAUGAGAACAUUGAAGCGUUUGGAGGUGACACAGACAACAUCAUGCUAUGGGGGCAAUCACAAGGCGCACUUUUGACCCAUCUGUACACCCUCGCAUGGCCGGAGGAGCCUCUUGCAGCCAAGUUCGGCGUGAUCUCGCAAGGAGCUUCCGCGACGAUUAAUCCGUCGACCACGACUGAUGUGUACGAAGACUUUGACAUUGUGGCCAAAGGACUGGGUUGUAAUUACGGCGAUGAUGCCGAGGCCGAGCUGGAGUGCAUGCGGGGGAUCUCGUGGGUCCAGAUUGAGGAGUACAUCAACCGCUACAACAACUCUCCUUCAAUUGCUUUCACCAAUUAUAUCCCCGAUGAGCGAUACAUUUUCUCUGACGAAAGCCAACGCUAUCUUGAGCGCAAAGUUGCCCGGGGUCCAUCGAUUCGGUCCGAUGCAGCACGGGAAUUUCCCAGCGAGAAUACCACAUCAGUUGAUGUCGACGAAGGUGUAGCAGACUGCUUGGCAGUGACCGAUUCCGCACUGCGCGCAUCGAUUGGAUUGGAGACGUAUCGCUACUACUGGGCAGGCAAUUUCUCGAAUAUCAGCCCAGUGCCAUGGCUAGGUGCAUUUCACUGGACCGACCUGUUGAUGAUCUUUGGCACGUAUAUCCUGGAUGUGGGUGAGAUUUCGCAGCUGGAAGUGGACACAUCCGCUACGAUGCAAGAUUUUCUCCUCGCCUUCCUGAAAAGCUCGUCGAGUGUCAGUGAGACGGUUGGUUGGCCAGCGUACUAUGGGAACCAGUCGAACGGGGGGUUGAUCUUGGAAUUUGGCAAUGGAACAACGGUGCAGAACAUUACCGGGGACUGGCUGGAUGCUGGAUGCUAUAACUCGUCGAUUCCAUUCCGGAUCUGGGGUUAACCAGAAGGCCUGCUCUACAGAUACCCUACGAAUUGAUAAGCAAUAUAAACACUCC
Messenger RNA from Aspergillus sclerotioniger CBS 115572, 1630 nucleotides. Its product is annotated as alpha/beta-hydrolase. The record is from RefSeq and is a predicted model, not a curated record. Lineage: Eukaryota; Fungi; Ascomycota; Eurotiomycetes; Eurotiales; Aspergillaceae. The transcript is spliced from 7 exons. The coding region runs from base 1 to 1575 and encodes 524 amino acids.